UUUGUAAGGACAGAUGAUAAUGUGGAUAGCAGAUUUCUAUAACACACGUCUGAAAUACCACUACACAGAUAUCUGCACCUCCAAAUUUUGGUUCUUGAUGAGCUGAGCAACAACAUUCUUCUCCUUCACCACCACCAUGCCAUUUUCACUCACCACAUCUUCUUUCUCUCUUCUAACUCACCCCACCACCCACCACCACCAUCCCAAAAAACAACUGCCACGUCAUCCACUUUCCAUAAAAGCCUCAACUAACAACAGCAACAACAAACCACCUAAUUCAACUAAGCCUACUUCAUGGGUAAGUCCAGAUUGGUUAACUAAACUUACAAGUUCACUUACGUUAGGCUCAAAUGAUGAUUCAAAUAUACCAAUUGCAAGUGCUCAACUUGAAGAUGUUUCUGAACUUCUUGGUGGUGCACUUUUUCUACCAUUGUUUAAAUGGAUGAAUAUGUAUGGACCUAUUUAUAGACUUGCUGCUGGACCAAGAAAUUUUGUUAUUGUUAGUGAUCCUGCUAUUGCUAAACAUGUUUUAAAGAAUUAUGGGAAGUAUGGUAAAGGACUUGUUGCUGAGGUUUCUGAGUUCUUGUUUGGUUCUGGUUUUGCCAUUGCUGAAGGUCCCCUUUGGACGGCAAGGCGAAGGGCCGUGGUUCCAUCUCUUCACAAGAAGUACUUGUCAGUAAUAGUUGAUCGGGUCUUUUGCAGAUGUGCUGAGAGAAUGGUGGAGAAACUUUUCCCUGAUGCAAUUUCCGGGUCUGCAGUAAAUAUGGAGGCAAAGUUUUCUCAACUAACACUUGAUGUUAUUGGUCUUGCACUCUUCAACUACAAUUUCGAUUCCCUUACUACUGACAGUCCAGUUAUUGAUGCAGUUUACACUGCACUAAAAGAAGCAGAACUUCGUUCAACUGAUCUGUUGCCAUAUUGGCAGAUCAAAGCUUUAUGUAAAGUCAUCCCACGACAAAUAAAGGCUGAAAAUGCAGUUUCGUUAAUCAGACGAACAGUUGAAGAACUCAUUGCAAAGUGCAGAGAGAUUGUAGAAUCUGAGGGUGAGAGGAUUAAUGAGGAUGAGUAUGUGAAUGAUAGAGAUCCAAGCAUCCUUCGAUUUUUGCUUGCUAGCAGAGAGGAGGUUUCAAGUGUACAACUUCGAGAUGAUCUUCUGUCAAUGCUAGUUGCUGGGCAUGAAACCACAGGUUCAGUUUUGACUUGGACGUCAUACCUGCUGAGUAAGGACCCUUCCUCUUUGGAAAAAGCACAUGAAGAAGUUGACAGAGUUUUGGGAGGACGCUCUCCGACUUAUGAAGACAUGAAGAAUCUCAAGUACUUGACCCGGUGCAUAACUGAGUCACUCCGACUCUAUCCACAUCCACCUGUCCUAAUAAGAAGAGCUCUAGUAGCUGAUGUGCUCCCCGGAAAUUACAAGGUCAAUGCUGGUCAAGAUAUAAUGAUCUCAGUAUAUAACGUUCAUCAUUCUUCAGAGGUAUGGGAAAGAGCAGAAGAAUUUGAUCCUGAAAGAUUCGACUUGGAAGGUCCAGUUCCAAACGAAACGAAUACUGAUUUUAGAUUCAUCCCGUUUAGUGGAGGGCCACGAAAAUGUGUUGGUGAUCAAUUUGCCUUGUUGGAAGCUACAGUUGCUCUUGCGAUAUUUUUGCAGAACUUCUCGUUCGAGUUGAUUCCAGAUCAAAAUAUUAGCAUGACUACUGGAGCAACCAUUCAUACGACAAACGGCUUAUACAUGAAAGUGAAGCAAAGGCAAAAAGAAUCUGUUUUGGCUGCUGCUCUGUAAAUUUUGUCACAAGAGAAAAAUUAUCUCGAUUCUUUAGAUAGACUGGACAAAACUGAAUAACAUUUAUAUAUAUCUAUCAAGUACUUAUAUCAAAAUGUAAGGUGACAACAGUAAAGAAAUCAUGUUCUUCACUCGACGAUAACUGGAAAAAGACUACGAGAAUGUGUAUUGUUGAUUGCCAAGACAAAAAUCAUUCUAUUAGAAUUAUCAGUAUUGCAUAA
Molecule: messenger RNA, 2001 nt
Organism: Lycium ferocissimum
Lineage: Eukaryota; Viridiplantae; Streptophyta; Magnoliopsida; Solanales; Solanaceae
Product: carotene epsilon-monooxygenase, chloroplastic
Exons: 9
Coding region: 137-1780 (547 amino acids)
Biological process (GO): carotenoid biosynthetic process
Cellular component (GO): chloroplast
Molecular function (GO): iron ion binding; heme binding
Source: RefSeq, a predicted model, not a curated record